Messenger RNA from Populus trichocarpa (black cottonwood), 674 nucleotides. RefSeq names its product cytochrome B5-like protein. Gene Ontology annotation, cellular component: membrane; intracellular membrane-bounded organelle. The transcript has 6 exons. Lineage: Eukaryota; Viridiplantae; Streptophyta; Magnoliopsida; Malpighiales; Salicaceae. Bases 190 to 546 code for a protein of 118 amino acids. Gene Ontology annotation, molecular function: heme binding. The record is from RefSeq and is a predicted model, not a curated record.
CCAAGUACCUUAUGAAUGACAUUACUCGCUGCUCGCAUGAUUACUCAACAACAGUAAAGAUUCUGGGACAGGAACUCAUCGGCGAGAUCGGAAAUAACCAAGCAAGCCAACCUUGCUUCCUUAACAAACAGCUGCUGCUGCUGCUACCACCACCACUACUACUACAGUCGAAGGGGCUGAACCUGAGAUAUGGUUAUAGCUGUGGUGGCAUUGAUUUUUGGGGUCUUAUUGGGAGUUUUUAUUUUGAUUCCAAGAAACCGUAAAUCUGCUCAAACAGAAAAGGCUUAUUCGAAUGAGAACAGAAUUAAGGCAUCCAAGACUUUCAGUAAAGCUGAAGUCUCUCUGCAUAACAAGAGAACUGAUUGUUGGAUCAUUAUUAAGGACAAGGUGUAUGAUGUUACCUCAUAUGUAGAAGAACACCCAGGUGGGGAUGCCAUCCUAGCACAUGCUGGAGAUGAUUCAACUGAAGGGUUUUUUGGGCCGCAACAUGCUACACGAGUGUUUGACAUGAUCGGUGACUUCUACAUUGCUGAUCUUAAGCAGUAACAUUUGUUGCAGAUUUUAGUUUGUAAAAUUAUCCAGAGAAGUGUGCUUCAAAAACAUUAUUUUAGCCAUUCAUGUCACAUUGGUUUGUAUCAUUCUGACUUUUACAAUCGGUGCUUUUUUAGAGACCA